This is a messenger RNA of Vombatus ursinus (common wombat), 2166 nucleotides long. It is a transcript of the gene CCDC22, whose product is annotated as coiled-coil domain containing 22. The coding region runs from base 92 to 1975 and encodes 627 amino acids. NCBI's taxonomy places the organism in Eukaryota, Metazoa, Chordata, Mammalia, Diprotodontia, Vombatidae. The record is from RefSeq and is a predicted model, not a curated record. The transcript has 16 exons. Gene Ontology annotation, molecular function: cullin family protein binding. Gene Ontology annotation, biological process: positive regulation of ubiquitin-dependent protein catabolic process.
UCUUCGUCCUUCGGCUCCCAGGCGGAACCCAGGCGUCCGAGCCCGGCAAAGAGGCUACCACCGAGCUGUGGAGCGCGUGCUGGAGGGCGGCAUGGAGGAGGCGGACCGGAUUCUGAUUCAUUCGCUGCGCCACGCGGGCUCGGCCAUCCCCGAAGAUGUCCAGUCUCUCCGGGCCUUCACUGCAGAGCUGGCCGUAGCAGCCGUGGUGGGCUGUCUGCAAGUACUUCGGCCCUCCCUGAGCUCCAGCCUUAGCGCCCACCUGCCUCCUGGAAUGUCUGCCCGCUUUCGGCUUGGCAUGAGUCUGGCUCAAGCCUGCUCGGAUCUAGGCUAUCCGCGGGAGCUCGGUUACCAGAGUUUUCUGUACCCAAGCGAGCCAGACCUGAGGCAGCUGCUGCUUUUCCUUGCAGAGCGCCUGCCCCCCGAUCCUGCCCAGGAGAGCGCUCAGCCCUCAGUAGGUGAGUCGGCUAUCCUGCUGCGGGCCAUUGGCGCCCGAGUCAGGGAACUUCUGACGGAGCCAUGGCUGCCCACAGCCCUGAAGCCCCCAAAGUACCAGGACUGUGUCCUUCUGAAGCCUUUCCACGUUCAGCCCUUCAUGUUCCCUAAGGCCAACACCCCGGAAGGUGCCUCCGAGGUGCAGGAGUUCCAGGGAGGACCCCUGGUGCCCCCAGUUCCUGCCCAGAUCCCCUGUCAGGCCAUCCGGGCAGCUUCAUUUCUGGAGGAGCAUGCAGCCCAGCUCCAGGAGCUGCCUGAAGGAGAUGCCCCUGGAGACACAGACAAGGCUGGCAGGAGGCAUCUGGCCCCACGGCUGGUGGAGCAACUGAGGCAGAACUGGGGGCAGGCCACAUCCAGUACCUCAGGGGCUCGUGGACCAGGCCGAGAGCUGAGUGAGCUCCUCUGCACCUGGGUGCCUGGUUCUGGAGAGCCUCGAGGGAAGGGUUCCAGAUUCACUCAUGCUGAGAAAUUCACUUUUGCUCAGGAAGAGAAAAUGGCUCACGCCCCACCUUUGGCACCUGCAGAACAUCCCUCACCACUGUCCCCACUGUCCCCCACCCACUUGGAGCAGGAGGUGCAGGCCGGGCAGGAGGCCGAGCUGGCCUCUCUCCAGGGCCGCUUGGAGCUUGUGGGCCACAGCAUCAAGGAGGCCGGGGCCACCAUGAAGAGGCUGACGCUUAGUACAGGCCAGAUCGAAGCAGAGGCCCACCAAGACUGGCUGAGCACCACAGAGCGGGAACAGGCCAGGAGGCUGAAGCGCCGGGCCGUGGACUUGCUGCCAGAUGCCCCCAGCAACCUGGCCAAGCUGCAGGUGGUGGUAGAGGCCAGUGCCCAGCGUGUCAUCCACCUCACUGGCCAGUGGGAGAGGCAUCGGGUGCCACUCCUGGCUGAAUAUCGGGCUCUGAAGAAGCGUCGGGACCAGCGAGAGUUAGAAUCAUUACAUCGGGCAGCUGAGCUCCAGGCUCUGCAGGAGUGUGUCCGGGUAGCGGCUGGAGAGGCCCGACGCAAGGAAGGUUUAUAUAAGCAGCUGGUAGCCGAGCUGGAGACCCUGCCUGGAGACAUGGCCCGCUCUGCCUACACCCAUCGUAUCCUGGAGAUUGUGGGCAGCAUCCGGAAGCAGAAGGAGGAGAUCACUAAGAUCCUUUCUGAUACCAAACUGCUUCAGAAAGAGAUCAAUGCUCUAUCUGGCAAGCUGGACCGGACCUUUGCUGUCACAGAUGAACUGGUCUUCAAGGAUGCCAAGAAGGAUGAUUCGGUGAGGAAGGCCUAUAAGUAUCUGGCAGCCCUGCAUGAAAACUGCAGCCAGCUUAUCCAGACCAUAGAAGACACUGGCACUAUCUUGCGGGAGGUCCGAGACCUGGAAGAGCAAAUUGAGACUGAGACUGGCAAGAAGACGCUGAGCAAUCUGGACCAGAUCCUGGAGGAUUACAAGGCGGUCCGCCAAGAGAACGCGGGCCUGCUGGGCCGAGUCCACGAAGCGUGAGGCGGCUGCAGCGGGCGGACUCACCCAGUGCCUUCUCCCUUUGGGCAGAGGCCCUGCUAGGCCUUUCCCUCAGGCACACCUCUACCAAUGUGUGGUUCAGCCACAGGGCCUUUAUUGGUGGAAGGAGACCAAGGCCCUCCUUCAUGGGGGGGGGGGGGCGGACACAACCAAUAAAAAUGGUUCCUUCAGCA